This is a messenger RNA of Trichoderma reesei QM6a, 767 nucleotides long. RefSeq lists its product as uncharacterized. NCBI's taxonomy places the organism in Eukaryota, Fungi, Ascomycota, Sordariomycetes, Hypocreales, Hypocreaceae. Gene Ontology annotation, cellular component: ESCRT III complex; multivesicular body. Bases 87 to 767 code for a protein of 226 amino acids. The transcript has 4 exons. Gene Ontology annotation, biological process: late endosome to vacuole transport; protein transport; endosome transport via multivesicular body sorting pathway. The record is from RefSeq and is a predicted model, not a curated record.
UUGUCACCCAAACCCCCUCUGCUAGACCGACACAGCGCGACACCGCCGCUGUUGCUGCUUCCGCAAGACGAGCCGUCGUCGUCACCAUGAAUAUCCUCGAAUGGGCCUUUGGCAAGCGCAUGACGCCGGCCGAGCGGCUGCGCAAGAACCAGCGCAUGCUCGACAAGGCGAUUCGCGAACUCGACCAGACUCGCGUCAAGCUGGAGAAGCAGGAGAAGACGCUGAUACAGCAGAUCAAGACGAGCGCCAAGAACGGGCAGAUGGGGGCGUGCAAGAUCCAAGCCAAGGACCUGGUGCGCACGCGGCGGUACAUUGAGAAGUUUUACGGCAUGCGCAGCCAGCUACAAAAGAUCUCGUUGCGGCUUCAGACCUACCGAACCAACGAGCAGAUGAUGCAGGCCAUGAAGGGUGCCACGAUGGCGCUGAGCAGCAUGAACAAGUCCAUGAAUCUCCCACAGUUGCAACGCAUUGCCAUGGAAUUUGAGCGCGAAAACGACAUAAUGGAGCAGAGGCAAGAGAUGAUGGACGACGCCGUCGAUGACGCCAUGGAUGUUGGAAUCGAGGAGGAGGGCGACGAGGUUGUUGAGCAAGUCCUGGAAGAGAUUGGCAUAGACCUGAACCAAGCUCUCGGGGAGACGCCCACCGCCUUGGGCAACUCUGCUCUGUCCGAAGGCAAGGUUGCGCAAGCCGUUGGAGCUGGAGGAGGCGGCAGCGGUGACCCGGUCGACGAUGAUCUUCAAGCCCGACUCGACAGCCUUCGAAAGUAG